UAAAGAGUUGAGCCACUACUAUACCUCUACAGUUCUAAUACUAUAACACACAUUAUUAUUCCACGCUGCAACUCUUUGUUUAGUGGUUCCCUUGAUGCUUGACACCAGAGCUUACUUUCAAUCAUUUUAGGCACUUGUGGGCUUGAAAAGUAUAUAUGAUAAAAGAGAUGGGUUUUCAGUGAGCUCUCUCUCAGAUUACCACUUCUUGGUGGUGAGUGUCCUUUUUCUUAAAUUUGUUGGUCCUUAGCUGUGUUGGGUUUUUAAGAUUCCCUUUGUUGAGAUAAAAGACCCAUUUUGUGCUGAUUUCUGAGGGUUCUUUUGUGGGAUUUUUUGCCGGGGGAGUGAAUCUGCAGUGUGUCUCUUGAUAAAUGCUUUUUGUGCUUUGUUUUGAUAGUAAAUGUGUCUCUGCAAAGACAAGUUUUUUCAAACCCAUCUUUGUCCUUUCCCUUUGAUACUACUGUGUGUCUUCUAUUCCACUACCUUUAAAUUUUAAAUUUAUUUGUGCUCUCUGUUAGAGUGAAAUUUCAAUUCAGUUUAUUUUGAAACUGAGGUGGGUGGUUUUCAUACAAAACUUCAUCCAGUUUUUCGUACUAUUUUGUGUCAAAGGCAGUUGCUUUGUGUGUAGGAAGUCAUAUAUGAGUAUGGGGUUCCUAGGAUCAACUUCAGAAAGACAGCUUUUCGGUUUUCCUAGUUAUGUGUUUAUAGGGUACCAAUGAUUUGUUGAAGAAGAAGGCUAGUUUUUUGUUUUCUCAGGAUUUUAUUUUCUUCUAAAAAGGUUUGAGUAAUUCUAAUAAUUCUUAAGGUGUCCAAAGUUGAUUGUAAAUGCCACAUCUUGAGUGAAAUUUGCUGUAGAAUCUUGUUAAAUAUGGCUGAAAUUAGACUUACAAGGGUAGAACAAGGCCACACCAAGAUUAGAAAUGUUCCAAUUGCAGUGACCCCUGAAGGUUUUUGGUGUUGUCCUUCUCCUGUUGUGUUUCAAAAGACCCUCAAAACUCAAAACCCUCUGAAUAAACCAAAACCUUCCUCACCACCACCACCACCACCCAAGACCACCGUCCAUAAGAAACAGACCCCAGUGACUGAAAGAAAGCCAACACUCACCCCAUCAAGAUCAGGAAUUAUUUCUGAUGAUCAGCGAAAUUUUAUCACUGAUACACCUGGAUUCAGUGCACCUGUGGCUGCUGAGAGAGCACCAAGACCCAAAAUUGAAAAUUUGCCAAGGAAGGUGGCAAUUGAGUUUGGUGAGCCUGGAACCAGUGAUAUGAGGGUGCUUUUACUUGGAAAGCAGGGAUUUUGUGUGAAGUUGAGUGUUCACAAGAAUGUUCUAGUUGAGAAUAGCCGUUAUUUCGCUGAUAAGCUUUCUGAACAACAGUCUAGUCUGUCCUCUCUGGAAAUUGAUGAUUGUGAGGAUGUUGAGAUAUAUGUUGAAACUGUGGGACUAAUGUAUUGCAAAGAAAUGAAGCAAAGGCUGAUCAAGCAAAGUGUUUCGCGUGUACUUCGCAUUCUUAAGGUUGCGGAACUACUUGGCUUCAACUCUUGUAUGCAGUCAUGUUUAGAAUACUUGGAAGCAGUCCCUUGGGUUGGUGAAGAAGAGGAAGAAAAGGUGGUGUCGUCAGUCCUAAGACUCCAGAAUGAGGGUCUUGGUGUCACCCCAGUAUUGAAACGAGUCUCUUCUGACAUCUCCAAAUCCCCUAAAGACACACUUCCGCAAAUAAUUGACCUUGUUCUGAAAAGCAACGAGGAGCGAGGUCGACGGGAAAUGAAAUCUGUAGUGCUGAAGCUCCUUAGGGAGAACAAUAGUCUCCCAAGCUAUGCUGGGUCAGCUGAUAUCUGCAAUGAAACACUUUACAACUCAUGUAAAAGCUGCUUGGAUUCACUUUUAUCUUUGUUUAGGCUAGCCGCUGAACCAGGGUUUGGUGAUAAAUCUAUGAAUAGCAAAGACCCUGUGGUGAAACAAAUAGCUCUAGAGUCUGAUAACCUCUCAUGGUUGGUUGAGAUUUUAGUCGACAGGCAAGCAGCAGAUGAGUUUGCACUAGUGUGGGCUGGCCAGCAAGAGUUAGCUACACUACAUUCCAAGCUGCCAAUAGUCUCUCGUUAUCAUGUUAGCUGCAUCACGGCAAGGCUAUUUGUUGGCAUUGGAAGAGGCGAGCUCCUGCCGUCAAAGGACACCCGCCAACUGCUAUUACAAACUUGGUUAGAGCCAUUGAUUAAUGAUUACAGCUGGUUACAACAUGGGUGCAGGUCAUUUGAUAGAAAGGUUGUGGAGGAAGGAAUUGGUAGGACAAUCCUCACCCUGCCUCUAGAGGAGCAGCAGAGUAUUUUACUUUCCUGGUUGGGCAGUUUUUUGAAGGCUGGUGAUAACUGCCCAAAUCUUCAGAGAGCCUUUGAGGUCUGGUGGAGGAGGACAUUCAUUAGGCCUUAUUCCGAAACUCAAGGUAAUCUUUUCCAGUCAGAUAGCUCAAUGACACCACAUUCAUAGACCUAAAGAAGUACCCACAUGAGUUGUAUACUUGAUUAUACAGGGAUUAUCUUUCAUAAUCUUCUGUUAAGUCCAACUUAAAGUUUAUAAGAACUUGAGAGUGAUGAUUGGAACAUCUACUUAGCAAUGGCAGGUGGAGAUCCUUUUGGAGUUAAACUGGCGACAUGACUUGGGUUUACUGUGCUUCAUGCCAAAUCUUUUUGCUUAAUGCAAUGUGGAUUGAAUGAAUUCCCUUUGGAUUGAUAGAUGUGGGUUGAUUGCUUGAUCUAGUAAUUUCUGCAAAGUAAUGUAAUUGGAAGCCGUUGCUUCAUGUGAGUUUCCUUAUCUGAGUGGAUACGAUUGAGUAAUGUGUUUCUUUUAACCUCAAUUCAUAUGUCCAUCAGAGUUGAUAUCAUAUGAUUUACCAGUUGUGAAUUUAGAAAUUAAAUUUAUCCAAACUAUGGAUGAGGACAUGACCAGUACACUAUGUUUGUGUUUGCUUGACUGGUGCUUCUUUACUAGUAAUUUUUGUGUAGGUACACUAUUAUUGCUAAAAAAUUCUAAUUUGGUCUU
Messenger RNA from Quercus robur (English oak), 3031 nucleotides. Its product is annotated as BTB/POZ domain-containing protein At3g50780. NCBI's taxonomy places the organism in Eukaryota, Viridiplantae, Streptophyta, Magnoliopsida, Fagales, Fagaceae. Gene Ontology annotation, molecular function: protein binding. The record is from RefSeq and is a predicted model, not a curated record. The transcript has 2 exons. Bases 866 to 2479 code for a protein of 537 amino acids.